AUGUCUGGAACCACACUGAAGGGAACUUUCACGGAUUGCGGUCCUGGGAAUCUGCCACAGUUAGAUUUUGGCUGCGCCGGGCCUAGCUGUGGUGUGUUAGAUCAGUUCCCAGGCGGUGCGAGUGUUGACAAUGGGAAUGGGUUGGACUACAAGAGUAACGCACGUUGCGAUUCCAAAGGCUCGAACUAUAUCAGUCAAUACGUAUUUUCUCAACCUGGAAAUCAAGUGGAUCAUCCCGUUGCCCAAGAGCAGAAUAUCACUCUACCGGACUGCAAGGGAUUGCACGUUCAGAGCGAUGGGACCGGCGCGGGCACAAAAGUGGACGCCGUGACAAGAACCACUGGCGCUGAUUGUGAGCCCCCACCACCACGCGGUUCUACUAUAAUCGUCAUUCCUCUGCCACAAUCAUCCCAGGCUGGGAUUGGGGCCUCUUCCGUCAUCAUUGGACCUCCAUCCCAAUCCUCCGGGGCUGGGGGCGUUCUAGCAUCGGUAGCGUCUCCUCAGGCUUCUUCAUCGUCUAUUGAUGUUGGUGGAAUUAUCAUCAGCGGAAUAGGAGGUGGAGCUACUUCUACAAGAGGAGGUGGAGUAACUUCAACAGGAGGAGGUGGAGCUACUUCAACAGGAGAAGGCUCAGUGCCGACAAAGUCCCCAAAUCCUAUACAGUCCCAGCCCGCUCAGUUCACGGGCCGCGCAACCUGUCACCAGCAUCCGAAAAUUGGAGUCUUGGUAGUCUUCCUUUUUGCCCUCGGAUUCCUUAUCCAAGGAAGCUCAGCUUACCAAUUAAAGCCAGAAAUGGGGCCAGAUACGGAAAGAAGAACGGUGUAUAAACUAAAGCUCAGGGCUCUGUCAGACAAUACACAUUUGUUCGCCAAACAACUGGGGGGAUACGUUGCAUCAAAGGCGAACAACCAAGGGUUCGCAGAUCAGCUCAUCUCAGACACAAUUUCAGCGAUCUGCACGACCUCCUUCACUGGCGGCUCAACUGGGUCCUUCUCCCCGGCGGUCGUCGACGGUUGCGUCACCUCAGUCUAUGACGACAGUUCAUCAAAGAAGGCUGAUGUUGAAUUCCUUUCCGUGUUUGGGGCAUCUAUGUUCUGCAACUAUAUCACUAGCCAGGCCUAUCCUAUCGCGAGCCAGUUCUCCAGCGAAGCAUGCAAGGGCCUUGAGGAUCUUGUAGUAGGGUCUUCAUCAUCAACCGUUCCUCCAGUUCUUCCGCCUACGACUCCAAUUGCUACCCCUCCCAGGAGUACGCCUGCUAUCUCUCCUCCAAGCCCUCCUGUUUCUCGCCCAUCAAACCCUCCUGUAUCUUCUCCGCCAAGCCCUUCCGUUUCUCGCCCAUCAAACCCUCCUGUAUCUUCUCCGCCAAGUCCUUCCGUUUCUCGCUCAUCAAACCCUCCUGUAUCUUCUCCGUCAAGUCCUCCCCUCCCACCUCCCUCAAGUCCCACACCCUCGACUCCCACUCGCCCGUCCUCUACUCCAAUCCCCACGCUAUCCAGUCCUCCUUCCUCGACUCGAGUGCCUCCUUCCUCUACUCCAAUUCCUCCACCUUCCAGUCCACCAUCGACCCCCGUUCCCCCACCUACAACACCGCCUGUAUCAUCGAGCAGGAUACCUACUGUACCGCCAUUUGGGAACUCUUCGAUCCCAUCGCCAACUUCAAAGGUACCCCCAGCAUGCACUACGACCACCCAAGCUCUUUGCAAUGGAGCAUGCGUAAAUCUUUUAUCCGACCCUGCCAACUGUGGGGCCUGCGGCACAAAGUGUCCAUCGGGUACCUGCGCCAACGGCGUCUGUUCUACAAACUCAUGCACAGGUCGAACUUGUAAUACUUUUGCGUCCUGUGGCUCGGGUAGUGGUUGCGUCUGCUACUCUACUUCGGACGGCACGGGCUUCUGUGCGGGCAAUGCCUUGUGCGCUGGGCUCGCAGACUGUACUGCUAGUAGCGACUGUCCGGUUGGCUCUGUAUGUGUGGUGAACAGUUGCUGUACAAGGAAUGUGUGCAUUCCGGCCAGUGCAUGUGGGCCUACAACGCCUGCGGCAUUGUUAAUCCGGGGCUGGGAUGAUGGAAAUGUGACAAGUGGGUAUGCGGCUGGCUGGAGAUUCUGAAGUGGUUGCGUUUGAUGACCGAAGAAGGCGACGGUCUUGCUUUUGAACUUAUUAUCGGUAAGGGUGGGUUUUUUUU
Lindgomyces ingoldianus is the source of this 2182-nucleotide messenger RNA. RefSeq lists its product as uncharacterized. Lineage: Eukaryota; Fungi; Ascomycota; Dothideomycetes; Pleosporales; Lindgomycetaceae. The transcript is spliced from 2 exons. Bases 1 to 2106 code for a protein of 701 amino acids. The record is from RefSeq and is a predicted model, not a curated record.